Cherax quadricarinatus is the source of this 903-nucleotide messenger RNA. The record is from RefSeq and is a predicted model, not a curated record. NCBI's taxonomy places the organism in Eukaryota, Metazoa, Arthropoda, Malacostraca, Decapoda, Parastacidae.
UGUGUCCUUCCUGCUGUAGGACCAGUGGACGCCCCAGAGGUCCUGCUCUUAUUGCAUGGGACACCUUCCUGGUCCUUCCUCUAUCGCACUAUGAUUCCUGUCUUCCUUGCCGCCGGGCACCGCAUCGUCGCCCUCGACCACGUAGGCUUUGGACGCUCCGAUAAGCUAACUGACCCGGACGCGUACUCGCAUGACCUUCACGUAUCGACGGUGGAGCUGGUGGUGCGAUCCCUCGAUCUGCAGGGAGUGACGGUGGUGAUGCAGGACUUGGGUGGCCCAACUGGAGUGAGUGCUGUACUUCGAGACCCAGGGCGGUACCGUCGCUUAGUGUUGCUCAACACUUGGCUUCCUCAAGGUGAUAUUCUGUCUUCGGUCAGCUCGGUGUGGGAGCACCGGGCCUACCUCUCCUGGCGCUUCCUCGUCCAGGCCAUAGGUCGUCACAUCUCCGUGGAGACCGUCUUCAAGGCAGUAUCUGAUGCCCCCGACGACGCUAUCCAGUGGGGCUACGGGGCCCCCUUUCCUUCUGAGCUGUACAAAGCGGGGCCCUCCUGGUGGCCACUCAUGAUCCCCCUGCGGGAGAACGAUGUUGUGGCCCGCGAGAUGCAAAAGGCUGCUGGGUUCUUGGAGCACUGGCAAGGCCCCGUGUUACUGGGGUACAGCGACGGGGAGACUUUCACGCUGCCGGGACGUCCUCUGCUGCAGCGAGUCCUUCCUAGGGCCUGCCAUGUUAAGAUCUUAGACGCCGGCCACUUCCUGCAAGAGGACCAAGGACCGGUCGUUGCCAGCCUCAUUGUAUCCUUCAUAGAACGAGGAUGUUGAUCCUGCAAAGUGACUCUCUCGACCCUCUGGGCAUAAUAAUGUAAACUAUAUUGACGUCUAGUCUUGGCAUCUCAGAUUAUUAAA